Molecule: messenger RNA, 2684 nt
Organism: Paramecium sonneborni
Lineage: Eukaryota; Ciliophora; Oligohymenophorea; Peniculida; Parameciidae
Source: the annotation of a GenBank genome assembly
AUGAACAAGAAAGCAUCGCCAAAAGAUAUAUUUCUUUAGACUAAUCUUUCCCUAUUAGCAAUACAAAUAUUGUUAAAUAUCAGUCUAAUUUAAGAAUUGACAGAAAUAAUGACUGAUCUAAUAGUUAUUAUUAUCAAAAUAAUUGCUGACAUUUUCAUAUUCUGUCUUAUGUAUGUUUUAAAGAAUAAAAUUACUCCAAAUAUAAUUUUGAAUAUCAUGUUAGUGGAUAGGAUACUUGAAAUAGUUGUUAUUUCAAUAAUAUAAUUACCUAAUUGCAUAUUCUUAUCAAUAUAGAUGUGUUAUUCAUUAGAGAUUAAAAUAGAUUAAUUCAUAUCUAAAAUUGCUUUACUUGUUAAUAUUCUUGGAAAAUUAUCUCUAAUAUUAUCAGUCAGUUUGAUUUAAAUUAAUGCAAUAAGUUUUAUUUGUUCAUUUUUUUUAAUAGGAAUGGAUAUUUUUAAAUAUUGUUAAUCGUAGGACUAAAUAUAAAAUUAAACCCAAUAUUUACAAUCAUAAUUAAAUGAAUUAUAAUCACCCUUUUAUUAUUAAAAAACAAGUGAUAAUAUUUGGAGAUAAAGAAUCUAAGAUAUGAAUGUAUAAGUACUUAUUUUAGAUUAUUCUAAUUUGUGUGUUAAAUACAUUAAUUAAUGCUUUAUAAAAUUGUUCAAAUGUGAAAUGGAAGAAGAAUUAUAAAAAAUUAUUUUAUCCUAAUUAAGUUUUUAAAUACCAUAAUAGUGUACAGAAGUCUUUAAAAUUGCAUCACUUUAGAUGAAAAAACUAAGAGAUAAAUAAAGAGAUCCAUCUUGUAAAGAAUUAAAAAAUCUGUAAUCUACAAAGUAGGUUAUUACAAUAUAAACUAAGACUUUAGAAUAAAUUAUAAAUGAAUAUAAAAAAGGAUUUUAUGAUUCAUUAAUAUAAGCUUCAAGUAAUAAAGCACUUGAUAUAUCUUGUACUCUUAAAUUAUAGAAUUGUAAUCCUAUUUCAUUGAGUGGAUAAAUUAUUAGUGAUAAUUAAGAGAUAACUAUUUUUUUAAAUGAUAUUUCAAAAUAGACAGAAUUAUCAUAAUAAAAAAUUAAAGAUGAUUUCAAAUCAAAAAUAAUAGAGUCAUUUUCACAUGAAAUGAAAACACCUUUAAAUAGUGCUAAAAAUUUGAUAGAAUCAGCUAUUUCCGAAUCAAAAAUUGAUAAUUUUAUAAAGAUCUAAUAUUUACAACCAGCAUAUAACUCUUUGAAAUUGCAAUCAUAUAUCAUUAAUGAUAUCAUUGAUUUUUCAAAUUAUUAUGCUAAUUAAUUAUUUCUUUCAACAAAGGAAAUUACAUUCAAAGAAUUAAUCAAUGAGAUUAGUGGUUUAUUUUAACAGUAGUUUUAAAUGAAGAAUAUGGGUUUAUAAAUAGUAAUGAAAAAAAAUAAUUUUUCAACUUUUAAUACUGAUUAUAAUCGUUUAUUAUAAAUCAUAGUAAAUUUAUUGGCAAAUUCUUUAAAAUUUUCAUAUAGUGGAAAUGUUAUUGUAAAAUUUAAAUCAGUUGAAUAAAAUACUUUAAAAAUAUCUAUUAAAGAUUAAGGGAUUGGUAUGGAAUAAGAGAAUUUAGAGAGAAUUUAGAGAACUUUAUGCCAAUUUUAGGAAACAUCUGAUUUUGUAUUUAAUAAAGGGUGGCAUGGAUUUGGACUAUUAGUAUCAUCUAUUUUAUUAACAAAAUUAUGUGCUAAUCCAAAAAAAUAGUUAUUAUAAAUUAAAAGUGAAGGAAAGAAUUUAGGAACAAAAGUAACAAUUUUAGUGGAUGAUUAAAAUAAAGGACAAUCACCACUUAUGUUAAGUAGAAAAUUACUUAGAAUUGGAACAAAAAUGAAUUCUUCGAACAAAAUAUAAAUUGGAACUGUAAUUGUUACAUCAAUUAGGAGAAUGUCUAAUUAUAAGAAUAAUGAUAUGAUUACUCCUUAAUUUAAGACAAAAGAAUUUUUUACUGAUAUGAUAUCAUUAGAUAAAUCAAGUGAAUUUUUGACUUUAAAUAGUAAAGUGAAACAAUUAUAAUCCUCAAACCCUAAAUUAAUUAGUAAUUUAAAUGAAUCACAUAGUUCAGAUUCAAGUCAAGAUAUUAAUUUUAAUCAUUUAAGAUAAUCACGUGAUUCUCCAUCAAUAUAAUAAUAAUUUAAGGAGAUAAAAUAACGUAGAAGUCUUUAAUCAUAGGUAUAUAGUAUAAAAUAAUUAAAAUUUUUGGAAGAUUAAGAGAGUUAAUAAAAUUUAUUGAAUUUUGUAUAAAAAAAGAAAUGUUAAUGUAGAAAAAUACUCUCAGUAGAUGAUGAAGUUUUUAAUUAACAUUCAUUAUGUAUGUUAUUAUAGAAAUUAGAUUUUGAAGUUUUAGUGGUUAGUAUUUAUUUUAUUUAUUAUAGGCUUUUAAUGGUUAAUAAGCAAUAGAUAUAUUGAAUCAAUUAAAAAAAUGUUGUGAUAAUUGUUAAUUGCUUGAUGUAAUUUUGAUGGAUUAUUAAAUGCCAAUAUUAAAUGGAAUUGAAACAACAAAAUUAAUUUCAGAAAUGAUAAAAAUUUAGAAGAUACCUUCUAUUAAGAUUAUUGGUUUAACAGCAUUUACAAGUGAAUCAGAUAUUAUAAAUUGUUUAGAUGCAGGGAUGACUUAUGUUUUAUCUAAACCAUUAAACUUGAAAGAAUUUAAAGAUAUAUUGUUAAAUUUAUGA